Endocarpon pusillum Z07020 is the source of this 855-nucleotide messenger RNA. RefSeq lists its product as uncharacterized. NCBI's taxonomy places the organism in Eukaryota, Fungi, Ascomycota, Eurotiomycetes, Verrucariales, Verrucariaceae. Bases 1 to 855 code for a protein of 284 amino acids. The transcript has 2 exons. Gene Ontology annotation, cellular component: cytoplasm; nucleus. The record is from RefSeq and is a predicted model, not a curated record.
AUGAAGAUUCUGUGCUUACAUGGCGUGGGCAGCUCUGGGAGCAUCUGCAAGAGCCAGUUCAGGGCCUUCCUUAAGGCAGUCGACCCAAGCUAUGAGUUUGUCUUUGCCGAAGGACCGGCGCUGUCGGAACGGGGACCAGGAAUGGGCCUCUACUUCGAAGGGCCCUUUUACUCACAUACGACCGGGUACUCGCCGGACGAAAUGGCAGACGCGCUAGAGCACCUCGAUACGACCAUCGACGAACUUGGCCCCUUUGACGGCAUCCUCGGCUUCAGCCAGGGCGCCGCCCUCGCCCUAUCGUACAUGUGUCAGCAACAGAUCCGCGGCGCACCGCCGCCCUUCAAAUUUGCUUUGUGCUUCUCGUCUGUCAUACCCUUUUCGGCCGACGCCGUAUACUGCCAGAGUGUCGUCCGGCGGCUGUGCGCUCUCCGGCGGGACAUGACAGUGACGCCCUCGGCGGAUGACCCUGUCUUGACGCGUGACGAGCGCUUAUUCUGUGAGGUAAUGUUACGGACCGUGAUCGCAGCCAAGAAGAAAGGUGCGGCGUUGCCAGAAUACAGUAUGGAUGUUUACAGCAGGGGCGACGGCUCCAAAGCCCCAAGAAUAAUGCAUGCGCAAUUGCUGAAGGACAAAUUACAGAUCCCGACAGUACAUGUGACUGGUAGGCGAGACUUCGACUUCAUGCAGAACAUGUCGGAUAUCGCGCGUGGGUUGUGCGAAGAGGGGCUAACGAGGAAGCUGGAGCACAGCGGGGGGCAUCAUCCGCCACAGAAGGAUGCCGAGGUCAAGGCCGCAGUAAGAGCCAUGGAGUGGGCCAUUAGCCAGUCCGAAAGGAUGCCAAGUCAUCGUUUGUAG